Molecule: messenger RNA, 2350 nt
Organism: Pseudoliparis swirei
Lineage: Eukaryota; Metazoa; Chordata; Actinopteri; Perciformes; Liparidae
Gene: tyw1
Product: tRNA-yW synthesizing protein 1 homolog (S. cerevisiae)
Biological process (GO): wybutosine biosynthetic process
Molecular function (GO): catalytic activity; FMN binding; 4 iron, 4 sulfur cluster binding
Source: RefSeq, a predicted model, not a curated record
CUCAACAUCAGCUGCAGAGAGGACUGUGUAUUUUUCAUCAUUUGCGGCGAUGCUGAGCGUCUUCGUGGUUGUUACGCUCUGCAUAAGUCGCAUGUCGGCCUCGGAUAAUAAAGUCUCACAAAAUGCCCUCAUUCCCAGUGAGAGCUAUCUCAAGUCGGUGUGGCACAACAGGCUGUACUUGUAUUCAGCCGCCGCGCUGCUCCUUGGGAUCUGGUUCUCACUGAAGGUGGCUCUGAAGCAGAACAAGUCCUCCAAAGCUGAGAAGAUCAGCGACCACUCUGACAGAGACACUUCGGCUGCUCACGUGUCUGGAGUAAAAAUCUUCUAUGGCUCGCAAACUGGAACAGCAAAGGGCUUUGCAGAAGAGCUGUCGGAGGAGGUGCAAACAUUGGGGGUGCCAGUAAAGGUGAUUGACAUCAGAGACUACGAUCCAGACGAUCAGCUUGCAGAUGAGUGCACCAACAAGUCGGUCUGCGUGUUUCUCGUGGCGACCUACACUGACGGACAGCCCACAGGGAACGCCGAGUGGUUCUGCAAGUGGUUGGAGGAGGCGUCGACCGACUUCAGAUACGGGCAGACCUACCUCAAAGGCCUCCAUUAUGCGGUGUUUGGUCUUGGCAACUCGGUCUAUGUUGGCCACUAUAAUUCGGUGGGCACCAAUGUGGACAAGUGGCUCUGGAAGCUGAGUGCGAUGCGAAUUAUGACCAGGGGAGAGGGCGACUGUAACGUGGUGAAGAGCCGCCACGGCAGCAUUCAGGCCGACUUCCUCGCCUGGAAAGUCAAGUUCCUGAUCCGCCUCCAGACGCUAGUCAAGGAUGAGAAGAAGAGCUGCAGCGGGAACUGUAAGACCGAAAGCUCCUGUAAGAACCAGGAGGAGGAAGAGGAGGAGAUGGCGGCUUUGCAGAACAGCUCUGAGGAGGAGCUGGUGGAGUCCAGCAGUGAUGAUGAGUCUGGCCUGCAAGAUGAGAACACGUCUGGUUCAGUGGUUGACAUGGAGGAUCUGGGCAACAUCAUGAGCAGUGCCAAGAGAUCAAAGAGCAAAGAGGAGGCUGGAGCAGACGGCCAGAUGGUGAAGCUGUCCAAGGUGAAAGGAAAGAGGAAGAUUGACGAUGAGGGGGAAAGAAGGGAGAUGAUCACCCCGGCCCUGAGGAAAGCACUGACCAAACAAGGCUACAAACUCAUUGGAAGUCACUCGGGAGUGAAGCUUUGCCGGUGGUCUAAGUCCAUGUUGCGGGGGAGAGGCGGCUGCUACAAGCACACCUUCUAUGGCAUUGAGUCCCACCGCUGCAUGGAGACCACCCCGAGCCUCGCCUGUGCCAACAAGUGUGUCUUCUGCUGGAGACAUCACACCAACCCUGUGGGCACAGAGUGGCGCUGGAAAACGGACCCCGCCGAGAAGAUCCUGCAGGACGCCUUGGAGAAGCACCAGGGCAUGAUUCGACAGUUCAGAGGUGUCCCCGGAGUACAACCGGAGCGGUACGAGGAGGGCCUGGCUGUCAAGCACUGUGCCCUCUCCCUGGUGGGUGAGCCCAUCAUGUACCCUGAAAUCAACACCUUCAUCCGCCUCCUCCACUCCCACCGCAUCUCCAGCUUCCUGGUCACCAACGCUCAGUUCCCUGAGGAAAUCAGGACCCUGGUUCCAGUCACCCAGUUGUAUGUCAGUGUGGACGCCAGCACCAGAGACAGCCUGAAGAAGAUCGACCGACCGCUCUUCAAGGACUUCUGGCCCCGCUUCCUGGACAGCCUCAGGGCCCUGGGAGAGAAGAGACAGAGGACGGUGUACAGACUGACGCUGGUGAAGGCCUGGAACGUGGAGGAGAUGCUGUCCUACUCGGAGCUCAUUGCUUUGGGCCAGCCGGACUUCAUUGAGGUCAAGGGAGUGACGUACUGCGGCGACAGCGGCGCCAGCAGUCUGACCAUGGCGAACGUCCCCUGGCACCAGGAAGUGGUCGCCUUCGUCCAGCAGCUGGCCGACAUGCUGCCUCAGUACGAGAUCGCCUGCGAGCACGAGCACUCCAACUGUUUGCUCAUCGCGCACACCAAGUUCAAGGUGGAUGGCAAGUGGUGGACGUGGAUCGACUACGACUUCCAGGACCUGGUCCAGGUGCAAGGGGAGAGCGGGGGCCAGCGGGGCUUCUCGGCCCUGGACUACAUGGCCCAGACUCCCGACUGGGCUCUGUUCGGAGCCAACGAGCAAGGCUUCGACCCCACCGACACGCGCUUCCAGCGGCGCAACAAGACCAAAGACAUUUCAGGAUGCUGAUCGAUGUGAGAGGGAGGGAGGCCGAAGAAGCAGGAUUAAUCUCGAUAGCAAAACAAAUGACAUCUUAAAAUUAGUGUUCGAUGUUUA